UAUUUCCGCAUUGCCGAACAACUUGUUCGUCUUUUAAUGGCCGUUCUUUCUCUCUUCUCUUCUCUUCAUGGCCUCUUUGUCCCCUCCUCAUCUCCGACUCCUCUCCUUCCUCUUCUUCCUUCCCUUCCACUCCCUCGCCGGACACACUGCCAUCGAGUUCCUGUACCCCAAUUUCUCCACUACUUACUUCGACUUCGUCGAAAACUCCGGUGUCUUCCUCUCGUCCUCAGCCUUCUCCGUUGCCUUCCAAAACCCUGGCGGCCAGGAUUCCCGAUACUAUGUCGUCGUCAUCCACGCCCGCUCCAGCACCACCGUCUGGACCGCCAACCCUGCGGCUCCCGUGCCCCGAUCCGCCACUCUCUCCCUCACGGCGUCCGGCCUCGCCCUCUCCUUCCCCAACGGCUCGCCCGCCUGGUCGACCCCACGCCUUUCCGCCGCCGCCGCCGCCCUCCAGCUGCUCCCCUCAGGCGAGCUCCGUCUCCUCGACGCUGCCAACGCUUCCCUUUGGUCAUCCUUCGAUUACCCGACCGAUACGCUCCUUCCUAACCAGCUCCUCCCCGUCUCUUCCUUGCUCACUUCCGCCGCCGAUGAAAACGACCCGGCCCCUGGUGAUUACCGCCUCCUCGUCACCUCCAACGACGCCGUGCUGCAGUGGGCCCCGACCUCGCAACUCUACUGGUCGAUCUCCUCGGACGCACGCUCCCUCAAAGAUUCCAACUUGCAGGUUGCUUACCUCUCCAUCAACGCAACAGGGAUUUACCUCCUCGCCGGCGACCAGAAAACUGCCGUCUUCGAGAUGAUCUUGCCCUCCACGGCUUCGCCCUCCUCCAACGGAUUCCACAUGGCAAAGCUGGACCAUACCGGUCGGUUUCGGCAAAUGAGCUUCUCGCCGAACGAGUCCCUGUCGACCUCCUUCUUCGAUACCGACCUCGUGGCGCCGAGCAACAACUGCGAUCUCCCGAACAUAUGUGGCUCGCUGGGCCUCUGCGUCCCGUGGGCCAACAACUCCACCUGCAGAUGCCCGGAUUCUUUCGCUGCGUCGGGUAACGGAUGCUCCCCUGUCAACAGCUCUGUUUUCACGAAUUCCUCCUCAUGCACUAACGAUGGCGACGCUGGAUCACCGCCGUCAUUUAUGAGCUUGGGAAGCCGAAUUGGCUACUUCGGGACUAAAUUCUCCACACCAAACAAUUUCCCACCGAACAUCUCGACUUGCCAAGAUCUCUGUUCCGCCAAUUGCUCCUGUCUCGGCUACUUAUAUAGAGCCUCGUCCAAGUCGUGUUAUUUCCUUCAACACCGAAUCGGCUCCCUAUUUUCCGUUGAGACGGUAAACAGCGACGCGACGCCCAUCGUCUAUGUCAAGACAUUUGGCCGGAUAUCACCACCUUCCUCUCCCACCCGUUUGGUAAUCGUCUUAUUACCAGCCACCGCAACGACUCUGCUGGUGAUCUCGAUUGCCAUUUUCUGCUUUGCAAGGUGGAGAAGGAACAAGCGCGGGAGAAGAGACGAGACACGGACCAAAUCAGUCUCCAGAUGGCAGAAGUGGCCGACACUUGCUGAGUUGUCCGACGACGAGGAGGAGGAGAAAGAGGAAGAGAUCGUGAUCCCCGGUCUGCCCACCCGGUACACCUAUGCUGAGCUCGAAGCGGCCACCGACAACUUCCAGACGGUGAUCGGCUCCGGAGGAUUCGGGUGCGUUUACAAGGGGCAACUCCCAGACAAGUCCCUCGUCGCCGUGAAGCGGAUCAACGCCGCCAGCACGCAGCAGGGCCGGCGGGAAUUCUGCACUGAGAUCGCCGUCAUCGGCAACAUCCACCACGUCAACCUCGUCCGCCUUCGCGGCUUUUGCGCGGAGAGCCGCAAGCGGCUACUGGUCUACGACUACAUGAACCGUGGCUCCCUCGACCGUGCGCUCUUUGUCCGUAGCUCCAGCCUGGUCGUUCUCGAGUGGAAGCAACGGGUCGACGUUGCGGUGGGAGCCGCGCGCGGGCUCGCCUACCUCCACGCCGGAUGCGAGCACAGGAUCAUCCACUGCGACGUGAAGCCGGAGAACAUCCUGCUCCACGAUCACAACCAGGUCAAGAUUGCGGACUUCGGGUUGGCCAAGCUGAUGAACCCGGAGCAGUCUGGGCUCUUCACCACCAUGAGGGGGACGCGCGGCUACCUAGCGCCGGAAUGGCUCACCAACGCCGCCAUCUCCGAUAAGACAGACGUGUACAGCUUCGGGAUGGUGCUGCUGGAGAUAUUACGGGGGCGAAAAAAUCGCGCCGACGGAAGCGACUCAGAGUUGACCGGCUCCCCGUCUCCGUACUUCCCGAUGUUGGCUUUGGAGAUGCACGAGCAGGGUAGGUACGAGGAAUUGGCUGACCCGAGGCUGGAGGGGAACGUGAACUGGGCGGAGCUGGAGAGGAUCGUCAGGGUGGCCCUGUGCUGCCUGCACGAGGAGCCGGGGAGUCGGCCGAGCAUGACGGCGGUGGUGGCGAUGCUGGAGGGGACGGUACCGGUAGGUGAGCCGCGGCCGAACUCGCUAAAAUAUUUGAGGCUGUACGGACACUGGUCACGGGAAUUGCACUUGAGGCAAGGAGGAUCGGCAACAAGCACCACGAGUGGGAGGUCAUCGGCGACGCCGCCGCUGCUCUCCUACUUGUCGUCGCAGGAGGUGUCUGGGCCGAGAUAGCAUAGGCUUUGGGUCCAGCCUCAACGUGACUCAUUCCAAACGGAUUGUACUGGGAAAACAGAUUGCAGCUUGUGCUAAAGAGAGUCUCUCCAUUACCGUCUAAAAUUUUAAAAUAUGUAUAGAAAGUUUAGGCGUAGUUGAAUUUGUUUCCCCGGUGAUGAUAGCUCCGUUUUUGGUCAAAAACUUAUCGAUGUAUAUGCAUUAAGCA
Molecule: messenger RNA, 2882 nt
Organism: Zingiber officinale
Lineage: Eukaryota; Viridiplantae; Streptophyta; Magnoliopsida; Zingiberales; Zingiberaceae
Product: G-type lectin S-receptor-like serine/threonine-protein kinase At5g35370
Exons: 1
Coding region: 68-2674 (868 amino acids)
Biological process (GO): protein phosphorylation; recognition of pollen
Molecular function (GO): protein serine/threonine kinase activity; ATP binding
Source: RefSeq, a predicted model, not a curated record